Molecule: messenger RNA, 630 nt
Organism: Coffea eugenioides
Lineage: Eukaryota; Viridiplantae; Streptophyta; Magnoliopsida; Gentianales; Rubiaceae
Product: eugenol synthase 1-like
Exons: 5
Coding region: 1-630 (209 amino acids)
Source: RefSeq, a predicted model, not a curated record
AUGGCGAAGGCAAGCACAAAUUUGGGAUAUCCAACUUAUGUCUAUUCCAGGCCUACCUCCCCCAACAUAGAUUUGCUUAAUGAGUUCCAUUCUUCGGGUGUCACAAUAUUCAAGGGUGCAUUGGAUGAGCGUGAGAAACUAGUGUCGGUUCUUAAAGAAGUUGAUAUUGUGAUUUCUGCAUUAGCAUGCCCUCAAGUUCUUGACCAAUUGAAAAUUAUUGAGGCCAUCAAAGUUGCUGGUAACAUAAAGAGGUUUCUACCGUCAGAUUUUGGAUGUGAAGAAGAUAGAGUAACUGUGUUGCCUUCCUAUCAAGAAUUCCUAAAUAAGAAGAAGAAUAUAAGGAGAGCCACUGAAUUAGCAGAAGGGAUCCCAUAUACUUUUGUGUCUACAAAUUGCUUUGGAGCAUAUUUUGUCAGUUACUUGCUUCGUCCACAUGACCACGAGAAGGAGGACAUAACCGUGUAUGGCAGUGGGGAGGCCAAGGUUGUAUUUAUUUAUGAAGAAGACAUUGGAAGCUAUACCAUUAGAGUGGCAAAUGACCCAAGCAGUGGUGGAAAUAAGAAAAAAUUUUCAGUGGGGACAAAAGUCUACCAGUCCCCGAGAACAUACCAAUAUCGGUCCUACAUAUAG